UGCGCCCAAAUGGGGGUAAAACGUUUACUGCGAACCCCCAAAACAAGUGUCGGGGUUUUCUACCGGCCAUGUACAAUCAACUGGAGUAUAUUGUGAUUACAAUUUGGCGGCGUCUAGUCAUAAAUCCCGUGUAGGAUGUUGGUUUCGGGUGUUUUGUAAUACAAGGUAUAAUGUAUGUACCUUUCUUUACAAUAGUGGUGAAAUCCACGGAAUGUUCCACAUAGGAACAGCUGACGACAAUGCCGCACCGAAAAUAUGAACGAGAUAUGAAGGAUUACAAGAAGUAUCAUUAAAUCAAAUGCUUGCUAAUUAACAAUCAGGGUAAAGACAGAGGUUAGAGGGCACGUGCCUCCAGCACCCCUGCUCUCCUCUUCCAGAGUGUGAUUCGUCGGUCCCCACGACGUCACCAAUGCGACCAUGGGAAAUAGCAGUGACUAGGCGGCCACCGACAGCCCCCUUGAACCAGAGGAGGUUCCUAGGAGAGCCCUGCAACACCCCAGUGCACCUCAGGAGAAGCCCGCCAGUGAGACGACAGUGGGGGAGUCGAGACCGACCGGUCGUACUGCACGACUCCUCGCUCCAGGAUGAGAACUUCCACCACCCUCUCUUCUCCCAGCAACAUCAGCAGGUUCUUUUAGAUGAGGCCAGACAGUACAGCCACGCCAGUGCCCCGCCACGCAUGCUCCACCCUGCCGCACACCCACCUCGGCAUCAACAGACCCCCAUCAUGGUGGAGCUACACGACCAGGGAUCCGUUCCCAUCUCUUACACUGUUACCACGGUGACGACGCACGGUUUCCCCAUCCACACCGGGCAACCUCUCCCAGGGUGCAACAGUCAGCAGCUCCCAGCAUGCUCGGUAAUGUUCAGCGGACAGCUCUCUCUGCUCUGCUGCCUUCCUCCUCCUCUCAUCCAAGCCUGUACAAUGCAGCAUUUGCCAGUGUCUUACCAAGCUUUCCCACCCCUGAUCUCCAGCGAACAUUUUAUAUUGCACCCCAACCCCCCGGGGCCGCCACCCCACCAGCCUCCUCACCUCACUCCUCUCAGCCAGUUCCUCCCUCUUCAGAGGCAGCACCCACGCAUGCCUCUCCAGAGGGUAGAGAAUGAAGUGGACCUCAGGGGGGACCAGCAUCCAUUAGGAACGUUCUCUUACCCUGCCUCGAGUCACCACCACCCAUCAGCGAUGCCUCCCUCUGUCCCCCUCCAGUACCUCCCUCAGGAGCCUCUGCACCAAGAGAUGCCCUUCCCAGUGCCAUACCCCCACAUGCUGCCGAGACGUGUCAGUGGUCACAGGUACCGGUUACAGCAGCCCCUGCCCCCCCCGCCGCCGCCACCACCACCACCCUACUACCCAGGCUUCCUGCCCUACUUCCUGUCGAUGCUUCCUGUGCCUCCUACAGCAGUGGGACCAGCCAUCAGUCUGGACCUGGAUGGAAAUGAUGUGGAGAUGGAGAACUAUGAGGCAUUACUGAACCUGGCUGAAAGGCUGGGAGAGGCUAAACCACGAGGAAUCACCAAGGCAGACAUCGAGCAGCUUCCAUCCUACAGGUUCAACCUCGACAACCAUCAAUCUGAACAAACGCUGUGUGUGGUGUGCUUUAGUGACUUCGAGUGUCGGCAGCUGCUGAGGGUAUUACCCUGCAACCACGAGUUCCACGCCAAGUGUGUCGACAAAUGGUUAAAGACCAAUCGCACUUGUCCAAUCUGCCGGGCGAACGCGUCAGAGGUGCACCGCGAGGUGGAGUGAGUGAUACCCAGGCUUUUGGAUCUUUGAUUGGAAAGCAGCACAAAACUAAACCCACAGAGUCUGUCAGUCUGUCUUAGCGCCUGCCUCAGCCUGCCUGGGGACGUCUGCCACCUACCCUGCCUGCGUCGUUCCCCCCCACCACUCCUGCCACCUACCCUGCCUGCGUCCCUCCCCCCACCCCCCCACAACUACUCCUGCCCCACCUCAACAACAAUAAGCAAUCUAAGAUUGCAUGUUUGAGGCCCUUCCCUCAGUCGUACCUCUGUUGUGCUUCUACUGCUGCAUCUGAUGAAAAAGCUACUGCCUGCUACCAACCCAUAGCCACAGAGUUGUCCUGUCAGUCUGUCUGCCUGGGAUAGCCAUUGAUCCACCACCUCGAUCUGCUCCUCUGCCUGCGCCAGUGUUGCGGAUUCCAAAGAUGUGACCUACCAUAUGUUGAUAUCGUCGUAGGGCUUUUACGUUUACUUGUUGUUGUUGUUGUUGUUGUUUUGUUAUCUUGUGGUUUUGGUUAGUUCUUUGUGACAGAGGGGUGUUGGAGUUUCCUGCAUUGGAGAUGGUGGGGGGGGGGGGGGGGUUUAAGGACUUGGUGGAGCGGAGAGAAGCGUCAGACUAGACCAUUCCACUCGCUGACUGACCGUCAUAGUACUGUAGGAGACGAGACCAUUCCACUCGCUGACUGACCGUCAUAGUACUGUAGGAGACUAGACAAUUCCACUGGCUGACUGACCGUCAUGGUACUGUAGGAGACUAGACCAUUCCACUGGCUGACUGACCGUCAUAGUACUGUAGGAGACGAGACCAUUCCACUGGCUGACUGACCGUCAUAGUACUGUAGGAGACGAGACCAUUCCACUGGCUGACUGACCGUCAUAGUACUGUAGGAGACGAGACCGUUCCACUGGCUGACUGACCGUCAUAGUACUGUAGGAGACGAGACCAUUCCACUGGCUGACUGACCGUCAUAGUACUGUAGGAGACGAGACCAUUCCACUGGCUGACUGACCGUCAUAGUACUGUAGGAGACGAGACCGUUCCACUGGCUGACUGACCGUCAUAGUACUGUAGGAGACGAGAUCGUUCCACUGGCUGACUGACCGUCAUAGUACUGUAGGAGACGAGACCAUUCCACUGGCUGACUGACCGUCAUAGUACUGUAGGAGACGAGACCGUUCCACUGGCUGACUGACCGUCAUAGUACUGUAGGAGACGAGACCGUUCCACUGGCUGACUGACCGUCAUAGUACUGUAGGAGACUAGACCAUUCCACUGGCUGACUGACCGUCAUAGUACUGUAGGAGACGAGAC
Molecule: messenger RNA, 3052 nt
Organism: Oncorhynchus mykiss (rainbow trout)
Lineage: Eukaryota; Metazoa; Chordata; Actinopteri; Salmoniformes; Salmonidae
Source: RefSeq, a predicted model, not a curated record